This is a messenger RNA of Clonostachys solani, 2247 nucleotides long. Lineage: Eukaryota; Fungi; Ascomycota; Sordariomycetes; Hypocreales; Bionectriaceae. The record is from the annotation of a GenBank genome assembly.
AUGGCCGACCCGAACAUCCAACAGCCCGUGCAGCAUCGCUCGGCCUGUGCUGAGUGCCAGCGAAGGAAGCAGAAAUGCAACCGUCAGUGGCCUUGCAACCAAUGUCAGAAGCGCAAGGUGGCAUCCAAGUGCGCCUUUUCUCAUUCCGAGUCUUCGUCCGUUGGCGAGAACCGGACCACUGGCUCAACCAGCCAGAAGCGUUCGGCUGAUUUCGAGCAAGAUGACAAGGGCAAUGAUUCCCCGGGAACCGACGAUGAUAUUGACGCCGACGCAUUCAGCAAGAUGGGGUAUCUAGCUGGCUCGCUGGUUUCUGAUCUGCUUAGCAAGACCGUCGGAGUCGUAAGACCUCUAACGAAUGCCCUGCGCUGGAACGCGCACUGGCCGCACUGCCUCAGAGACCGCAGAUGGGUGCGACAAUACCAUUCCACUGGAUCGUGUCGACCUGUGCUGACCUUGUCGCAAUACACAGAUGCACUUGUGCAGAUAUUCUUUAACACAGUUAAUUACCACUACUACAUCAUUUACCCUCCGGUUUUUCUCGAUCAGUAUCAAAAAUGGUGGGACAGUCGGCUCGGAAGCCAGCCUCUGUCCAUCGAAUGGACGGCCCUUCUUGCCAUUAUCUGCUCCGUCACGACGCAACACCUGGACGCCGACACCCGCGCCAAGAUUGAGAUGGAGAUGGGCGACUCGGUCGACAACCUCACGGUGGCUUAUCUUGAUUUAACCCGCAAUCUGUCCACGGCAAUCCCCAUAGGCAGUUACCACAUCCUCAACAUUCAGCGUAUGCUGCACACAAUCUAUUGGUUCAAGUCGGAAGCUCGAUUCCCAGAGGCAUACCUCCUCAUCUCAGAGGCCGUGGGUGAGGCCACAGAGCUAGGUCUCCAUAUCGAAUCACGAGCGGCAGGCCUUCCCGAAUUCGACCGCGAGGUGCGCCGACGUGUCUGGUGUGUGCUGGACACGCAAUUCGCCUCGGGCCUCGCACGACCAACGCUGAUUGACCAUGGAACCUCGAGUGUGGCACAGCCGACCCUUUCCUUGGAGGAAUUCACCCCUUCGCCGCUUCUACACAUGAAGCUUCAGUCAGAAGCAAUCGCGCUGUUGGCUUCCCGGUUCCAGGCGCCAAAGAAUGUCGUAACCCCCAAGGAUAUUCAGGAGUACAAGGGGAUCCUCGAGACCUGGAUUCGCAACUUCCCACCCAUUUUUUCAACCACCAAUCCAGACGAAUCCAAAGACUAUGGGAGCGCAUGGAUCACACACCAUAGAUUCUAUCUCCACACAAUGGCGUACCUUAUGAUUCUGAACCCUAUCCGGCGGUACCUGGCCCAGUCCUUCUCGCCGGAGACCCCACAAGAGGAGCGUGCAAUUCGACAAUUCGGCGUUGAUUACUCUCUUCUCAACUUGGAGACUACUACAGAAUGGGCCAAGAUUGCGUCCCAUCGUGAUGGCCGGUUCCACUUCAUCAUCUUUUCCCUCUUUGACACUGUCGCUGUCUUGUCGGCGGCGAUUCUUAACGACAAGGAUAACUCCAUCCCGAGAAGAACCGAGAUCAUUGACGCGAUCGACGAAGCUCUCAUCACGCUCAAAAAGAUCUACAGCCUAUCAAAGACCGCGAAGCAAUCCUAUGAUAUUCUGUCCCAGCUCGUUCGACGAAUUCCCCGCAGACGCUCCGUUCAAUCUAAACGAAAGAAGUUCGGAGAGGUUCCCAAAUUCGUGGCUGGCCAGGCUUAUGGCGCGCCAGUCCUGAUCCAAGACCCUACGGCGUACCUGAAGCCGUCCUCCCUAAGCUCAGACACGACCACCAGCCCACCAAGCCAUUCCUCCAGCAGCGAGAGCGCUGAAAGCGGCUCCACUCCGCAAAGCAAUCGCCUUCCUACUCCCGAGUACCAGCCAGCCUUCUUGGAGCCCCAGGUGCAGGAGUCUCUCACGCCCCCGUACCCCACGGUGCAGCAACCCUGCAACAUGGACGCUCAUUUUGCGGCUCAACAUCCGCAGACAUUGGGACCAUCUCAGCCAGUCCUAUAUUUGAACCCUGCUCAUGUCUCCCCAGCGGCGCUACAAGGCAACAAUCCACAGCGACCUGUUGAUACAUUUACAGGCAUUCCGGCAGCUGAUGGCCACAUCCAGCCGAUGCCCUUCGGGCCCAUCAAUGACGCUGUAAUGGGCGACUUCUCAAUGAUGUGGAACUGGAGGAGCCUGAACCUUUCAUUCAUCUCCUCCCAGAUCCCACCACCAGGACAGACCAAUUAA